AUGGAAAGCGGAAACCAAACUGUCAUCUCCGAGUUCCUCCUCCUCGGUUUUCCCAUUGAACCAGACCAGCAAGAACUAUUUUAUGCCCUUUUCCUGAUCUUGUAUCUUACCACUGUCCUGGGGAACCUCCUUAUAAUCACACUCAUUGGCCUGGACUCCCGCCUUCACACUCCUAUGUACUUCUUUCUCAGCAAUUUGUCCUUCUCUGAUCUCUGCUUUUCUUCUGUGACCAUUCCUAAGUUGUUACAGAACAUGCAGAGUCAAGUCGCAUCCAUCCCCUACGCCAGCUGCCUGGCUCAGAUGUUCUUUUUCCUGCUGUUUGCUGACCUGGAGAGCUUCCUGCUUGUGACCAUGGCCUAUGACCGCUUUGUGGCCAUCUGCUACCCGCUGCAUUACACCAGCAUCAUGAGCCCCAAGCUCUGUCACCUGAUGGUGGCUUUGUCUUGGGUGCUGACCACGGUCAUCUCGUUGCUGCACACACUGCUUAUGGCUCGCCUGUCUUUCUGUGCUGAUAACGUGAUCCCCCACUUUUUCUGUGACAUGUCCGCUUUGCUAAAGUUGGCUUGCUCUGACAUUCAAAUUAAUGAAAUGGUUAUAUUUAUCCUGGGAGGACUUGUCAUCAUUGUCCCAUUCCUGUUGAUCUUUUCAUCCUAUGCAAAAAUUGUGUCUGCCAUUCUCAAAGUCCCUUCUGCCAGAGGCAUCCGCAAGGCCUUCUCCACCUGUGGCUCCCACCUCUCCGUGGUCUCUCUCUUCUAUGGGACAAUCAUGGGCCUCUAUUUGUGCCCUUCAGCUAACAGUUCCACUGUGAAGGAGACUGUCAUGGCUGUGAUGUAUACAGUGGUGACCCCUAUGCUAAACCCUUUUAUUUACAGCUUGAGGAAUCAGGACAUGAAGGGAGCUGUGGGAAGGAUCUUUUCAAAAUGA
Cavia porcellus (domestic guinea pig) is the source of this 924-nucleotide messenger RNA. Its product is annotated as olfactory receptor 1E5-like. Gene Ontology annotation, cellular component: plasma membrane. Gene Ontology annotation, molecular function: olfactory receptor activity; G protein-coupled receptor activity. Gene Ontology annotation, biological process: G protein-coupled receptor signaling pathway. NCBI's taxonomy places the organism in Eukaryota, Metazoa, Chordata, Mammalia, Rodentia, Caviidae. The record is from RefSeq and is a predicted model, not a curated record. The coding region runs from base 1 to 924 and encodes 307 amino acids. The transcript has a single exon.